Messenger RNA from Iphiclides podalirius (scarce swallowtail), 426 nucleotides. The record is from the annotation of a GenBank genome assembly. NCBI's taxonomy places the organism in Eukaryota, Metazoa, Arthropoda, Insecta, Lepidoptera, Papilionidae.
AUGACCCGGGACCGAAAUAGAAAUCGUCGUCGAACAAAGAUAAGCGAGCCACGCGAGGUCCUUUACGUGGCGCGUAUUUGGCGCGGCCCUCACCUGCCGCCAGGUGAGGGCGCGGAGAGGGCAGCUGCGCGCCGACAGAUGCGGUCUAGAUCCGCGGAUGUGUGCGCCCGCCUUUAUGCGCCGAUAAAGCCGCGCUCACAUCCGCCGCAUCCGCGCAGCCGCACGCGGCCGGAAUCCGCGAUUGUUUCGCCACGCGAUCGCUUCCCGCGCAUUAUUAGGAGACGGAAGCGCGAAACUAUGCACGCCCCAUUGUCCACCAGGCGUUCGGCGCAAACGGAUCCACAGCGGAUUCGCUCAGUCCUCUUUGACCGGGGCACAUCUGUAUCCUGGUUUGCGUGCGCGGAUCUCGUUUCCUUCUUCGUCCAU